AUGCAAGAUGCAGUACGCCCCAGCGAGCAGGCUGUACGUGCCAUGUAUGAACGAGGAUAUCGAAUAUGGUCCAAUAUUCGAGAUCUGGCGUCCGACAAUGACCCGCUUAUCAGCGACUGCAUCAAGAUCGAUCAAGUCUUCGCCAAUGUUGCUAUAAUUCGAGGAAUAUCAAUAUGGGCUGCUACAGGCGAUAUGAAUCAUAUACCGCAUUUUGAUCAAGAAGCCAUAUUUCAAGUAGUUUGGGACAAACCGACACAACUCAAGAUCGACCCAAGUCUUCAAAAUUUGAAUGCAGCUUCUGCGAAUGUUCUUGAUGGGCAGAAAGACCAUAUCUCAAUUCUUAUCCGUGCCUGGGCAUACAUCCUUUCAGCACGUUGGACAGAGUUGAUCCAUCCACGGGGCACAACUGGCUCGAAAAAAUCCUUGAAUCCUGGCGGUUCUUCCACAGUGGCUAAUAUUGGCGAAGUUGAAGACGAUGCUGCUCAAUGGUGGAGUGCUAUUCUGUCAAACGAUGGCGGCUGGGACGCAACUAUCCAGGGCCUUAACGGCAAACUCCUGUAUUCUCCGUGGUCCAUACGACCGCUGGACGGGCCAUUUACUAUCGCUGCGGAGAUCAUAACCAAAAGCUGUGCAACAGUGCGUACUCCUACAUCAUCAGCUGCCGCCUGUGGUUACUUGUCUGACUACUGUUCUCUCCAUCGGAUCGAAGAUCAGAAGCAGGCAGCCUUGAUGGCCGCUCUGCUAAUACCAGUUGCUAAAUACGAUGGUAGGUCUAUCGAGUUAUCAAGGCCAGUGUUGUCUUAUGGGAAAGAUAGGAGAGAAUCCAGCUGCAGCAAGCCAUAUCUCAUAGAUGGCUGCAAUCCAAGGGGGAUGAAAGCACUCCUAUGCAGCAUCUUUUACGAACCCGAUGUUGAAUGCAACGUAUGUGGUAUUUGGUCACAAGGUUCCUUUGCAUUCUUGAACCAGUUAAGCGAUGGCAAGGCUCUUUUACGAACCCUCAUCAGACGCGAUCCGGGCAUUGGUGCCCUUUGGGUCGGUGCCUUUAUGACAGGUGCCCACCACAAAUGUUUGCGAAGGGCUCAAGCAGCUUGGCGGGAUAUAGACCUCAACGUAGCAGCCUGGACGGACACGUCCAUGUCUUUCAUUCAAGAACCGAUCUCGGCUUCUGCAGGCCUGGAAGGUCAAGUUUCUCGUGCAGACGAAUGUCGUUUACUAUACCUGAGCCACAGCAGUUCCUAUACCAGCUCUCCCAUUGUUGCCUUUCAACCAUCUGGGUUCACAAGGCUGAGUGAUACUAACUUGGAUGUCCGUGAGCAUGUGCUUUGUGGAAAAGAUCACCGUCUUGUGUUUAUCAGAUUUGCAUGGGUAUCUACGGACCAAGCAACGAGGAAGCAAGGCUCCCAAACUGCGACAUCGUUUCGCUUGAAGUGUAGUCCAACGAUCAAGCUUGACGGGAUCGCUGAUAUUGAUUACGACGAUAUUGAUUCGGAGGAUGAAGACUCAGAGAUGGUAACACGGAACAUAUUCACAUGGCUACGGGGAGAGAAUGGAUUCCCUGUGGCUGAAAAGGAAAUUCGAGAGCAUCCUUGGAUUGAUAAUUUGGAGGAUGACGACGACGGUGACGUUCCCGAUAAAAGCUAUGCCGGCUCUAUAACAGGGAUUACAGGUGUUAGUAGAUGGUUGUUGAAAGCAUCAACUCAAAGAUCAAACUCAAUAUGA
This is a messenger RNA of Fusarium redolens, 1719 nucleotides long. RefSeq lists its product as uncharacterized. The coding region runs from base 1 to 1719 and encodes 572 amino acids. The transcript is spliced from 4 exons. The record is from RefSeq and is a predicted model, not a curated record. Lineage: Eukaryota; Fungi; Ascomycota; Sordariomycetes; Hypocreales; Nectriaceae.